AUGGAGGAUCUGGAUGUGGGGUUGAACCAGACCGAGAUGGUCUACGAGUAAGUUGUUUAAUCUCUUACACUGACACUUUGCUUGUUAUUGUUGCUUUGUUUACUUUGAUUGUUUUGUUUUUUGAACUUUUUUUGUUUUUAAAAAUGGCAAGAUUAAUUGCGCCGUGCACUCCUAAGAGAACUCCUCAGAGAUGCACGGUGCAAGAAAUGUGAAAGUUUGUGUCAAUAUCUGAUAAACAAAAGGACAGCAUUAUAACAUAAUAUAUGUUGAAAAAAAGCCUAAAAUUGCAAUUUUAAUUUUUUUAAUUUUAAAAAAUUAUUUAAAUUUCGAAAAAGAGAAUGACAAACAGUAUACAGUUGACAAUUUGCAAUAUGCUUUUUCCUGUUGCAACCGAAUGCAAAUAACACUUUGCCUCCGGGCAUGAAAUUGAAAGAUUACCAAAACCGUGGCCAAUUUGACUGUGAACCAUGUCUUUGGCCGAGUCGCAGUCGCUGAAGAGUCGCGAACGCGAGGUUCGGAUUAAAUAAAAGGACAAACAGUAAUCAGACCUGUUAAUUAUACCUUACCCAUUGUUUACUGUCACCUUUUACCGUUACUUUUAAGGCCUAUAUUAACUCUUUAUGGCUUAUACUAACCAUUACUCAGUAGUGACAGUUUAGUCAAUAUUUUUAGUUUUACUUUAGUUUUGAGUUCAAAAGCAACCUCAAGUUAGAUGAUAAUAGCAUUAUAAGGUUAGGCAGUUUCAAAACUUCAAAAUACAGUAGUUGCGGUCGGUUGUGGACUAGAAAUGGCUUCCAGCUGAUUGUCACUGCUAAGUUGUCCUCUUUGUUUAUGUUAUAAGUUUAUUUUGCUCCCGAUGUUGUUGUAUAACAGGUCUUUUGUGAUAUUUAUUUGACUUUUAGAAGUCGUAUUUUAUUAAAAUGAUGAUUAAUGGCUUUCAAGAGCAACAUAUGUUGAGGUAUACCAUGUAUAAUAUACGAAUGCUUUCAGAAUGGCGGGCGAAUCGUUUUCCGUUCUAUCAGUACUAUCAGUAUCAGCCAUCAUCACCACGAUAUCACUCUUCUUCUGCGGAAUGUAAGUCAUAUAUAGUUUGUAGUAAACCUGUAUCUAUAUUUUUUAAAUUCACUAAUUUACCUUCGUAUUUUAGACCGAUUUGUAUCGAAAUCAAACGCAGAAACAGUACCAACGAGAUCUCUGGUUUUCCAUUCAUCAUGGGCUUCUUGGGGUAGGUUACAGUAACAUUCUCAAUAUUUGCUUACGUUUGUAUUGUUUACAAACAUACUGUACUAUAUUGUUUACUACUUUACAACAUGUCGUAUUUUACAAAUAUACGAUGUCUUUGUAUAUACCAGAGAGUUGACUAUGUUAUUGUUUGUUUGCUUUUGAAAGUAAAGUUUGUAUAUAAUAGUACUGUUACAGUUAUAGUAGUGAUAGUGCUGUUAUAGUUGUAGUAGUAGUAAUGAACAUACUGUAGUAACAAUGUGACAUUUCAGCGGAAGCUUUUGGUUACGGUACGGGUUUAUUAAAAUGGAUUUAACGAUGAUUACGGUAAAUGUAGUGGGUGUCUCCAUGAUGUUCAUCUACAUCCUCUUCUUCAUCUACUACUCUGAGUCUAAAGUAAGUAUAUUAUGACUUGUUUAUAUGUCGUGAUAAGGUUAUAGCAUUAUGUUUAUUUUAUUCAUAUCAUGCGACAGUUUAUGUAAUAUUAUAGGCGACAUUUUGUAUUUUAAUAUCUUAAAAUAUAAAAUCUAAUUACUGAACAUUAAUUAUCUUUUUAAGACUUACUACAGGCUAUUUAUAACGUACUAUUGCAUACAUCCUCUAAUAUAUCAACUAUGUUUAGACUGGUAUCUCAGUGCAAUUCGGCCUUGUCAGUUCGUCGAUAGGGGCUAUGUUAAUAUUGACCGAGAUGUAUGGAAUGCAGAGUAUCGACAUCCUCGGCCUGAUCUGCAUGACCUUUAACAUCGUCAACUUCGGAGCGCCGCUGGCUGGAAUCGUAUGUUUUAUUCAUUUUGAAGUGACGUCUGAAUCCUGGAAUUCUUGGGAUUCCGUGAAUAAUAUUGACUUUGAGUCUAAUACGAUUACUUUACUCUGUAAUCACAUUUCGACUUUUACUGUGACAAAGCAGAGUUUACAAAAAAGCAUUUUCUACGUAAUUUUAUAUAAAAUAAUAUAAAAAAGAGAACUCUUAAACCUUAAAAAUACAGUAUCAAACACUGAUAGUAAUGUAUCUUAUCCAUGUUUCAGAAAGUAGUACUGAAGAAGAAGUGCUGUGAUUCGAUGCCACUGCCAUUGUGUACUGCCAAUCUUCUCGUAUCUUCACAAUGGUGUCUCUAUGGUGUUCUGGUCAAUGACAUCUACAUCAUGAUUCCUAAUGGAGCUGGUGUUGCGUUGGCCGUUCUCCAGAUCUCACUGUUCUUGUUCUUCCCGAGAAUGCCCGGAGGGCAAGCACCGUUCUCUUCGUGUGUCACGUUCGUUAAUGACCUUGAGAUUAUGGAGGCACAAGGUAAGAAGAAGGACUAACUGCUUCCAUAUUAACAUAAAUUAGUUUAAACUGAUUUAGGCGAUUAUAUUGAGUAAUGUUUCAGUUACUUUGAAGGCAUUUAAUUAAACAUAGCUUAUACUUAUUACAACUUAUUUCAGAUAAUUUGAAUAAUUUAGUUCAAUUUAAAUUUAAAAACCUUGGUUUAAAGUCCGCUUUUGAGUUUAAAAAUACAAUUUUAGUUACAAAAUUAAUUUAAAAUUACUUCAGUUCUUCUAUUUUUGGAAACAAAAUUCUUGCGUUUUAAAUUAAAACAGACUGUGAUGUUUUACAUAGUAAAUUGAUCAAUGUAAAGUACUUUAUUGUUUGAUCGACUGUCAGACCUUAUACAAUGUUUAAUCAAUAGCCAAAAACCACUUAAAGUGACAGUUUAGCCAUACUAAUGUAGCUUAAAAUGUGACUGUUCAAUCUGACUACUGUAGCUUAAAAAGUGACAGUUUAACUUCCAAAUCAAUUUCAAAUACCGUAACCUAUUGAAGUUUGAAUUCUUGCACAGUAGGGUACCGUUAACCGGACUCAGAAGCUGACGUGAUAGGGAAGUAGUGCUUAUUACGUCAGACGGCUGACGCUAACCCUUUCCGACUUGGCUUUUGAUAACUUUUGACAUGACACUCAAGUACAUUAACAUACAGCUAUGAGGGUAUGAUGAUAAUGUACUUUUGGAGUUCAAAAACGUUUAAAAAUAUAACUUUUAACUUCUAGGUGAAUAUGAACAAGGUUUUUAAUAUUUUAAAUACAUUUCAAAGCUUUAACAUUAUAAUUGCCACAAAAGAUAUAUUAAUAUAGCACCAAAUUUAAGUUCAAAGCCUUCAAAGCUAUGUUAAUAUGCCUAAAGUAACAUAAUUACAAUAUAAAUCAAAACCCUAACAUAUAUCACACAUACGAAUAACAAUAAGCCUAAGUUACUAACCUCUCCUACUGAGUUAUCUAAGUUACAACUCCCCUAAUUUGCUUAUCAUAAUUUUUUUUUUCGCAGUGGAGAAGAACUUCGCCUUGGACGAAAGCUUCCUCACCAACUCUGACGCCAAGCUUAUCGUUUAAGUUCAAUAACAUCAAGGUAAUCGUAACCUGGAGUCGGCUUUCCCCAACCAGCAAUCAACUAUAUUAUUGUAGAUACCAAACACUCGUCAGACAUCUGGAUCACCAGAGGUUCGUUGCAACAGUCCAGUCUCCCGCCUGCUGGGUGAGUUCAAAAUUUUUGAAAUAUGAAGUUUGAUACUAAAAUACGAAAAAGUUUGAAUUUUUUAAAUUCCGCUAGUUUGGCAUUCUGUUAUAAGCAGUGUUUGUUACCUAAAAACAAGAUUUUUUUUAUUUUACUUUGUAUGACUUUAUAUAACUGCGACAUAUUUACAGUAGGAACCCCCUAUCGGCGUUGAAAUUUGCUCAGACCCAGGGAUCGUUCGCGGAUUCAGGGUCCACCUUCACCACUACGGCUCCGACCUUAUCCACCAUAUCAAGCAAACCCUUCCAGUUCGAUAGGAUUAGAGAAGUAGAGUACCUAGACAACCGAUGGGCCGACAACGAGUUCAAACGAUCCACCAGUGCCCCCAACAUCUCCGACUUACCAUAG
Bursaphelenchus okinawaensis is the source of this 4112-nucleotide messenger RNA. The record is from the annotation of a GenBank genome assembly. NCBI's taxonomy places the organism in Eukaryota, Metazoa, Nematoda, Chromadorea, Rhabditida, Aphelenchoididae.